Messenger RNA from Rosa rugosa (rugosa rose), 547 nucleotides. RefSeq lists its product as uncharacterized. The transcript has a single exon. Lineage: Eukaryota; Viridiplantae; Streptophyta; Magnoliopsida; Rosales; Rosaceae. The coding region runs from base 232 to 441 and encodes 69 amino acids. The record is from RefSeq and is a predicted model, not a curated record.
UUCUACUACACUAAUACUCUGAUUGCUCUCUCUUUUUUAUAUUCCUUACUUCCGUAUCUCAAUUGCCAACACAUUUUUCCUUAAACUUUUAAAUUCAGCAUAUAUAGCUCGCUAGCUUAGCUGGAGAGAAACAUUAAGUCUUUGUUCCUUGAGUUGGUAACUUCACUACACACACAAACUGAUCAACUAUACACAGAAGAAGUGAUCAAGAAGUAGACUGCAGUAGUAGUAAUGGCAGAUUGGGGACCAGUGGUGAUAGCGGUGGUGUUGUUUGUGCUGUUAAGUCCGGGGCUACUGUUUCAGCUGCCGGGGAAGGGCAGAGUGGUGGAGUUUGGCAACAUGCAAACCAGUGGACUAUCCAUCCUCGUCCACACCAUCAUCUUCUUUGGCCUCAUCACCAUCUUCCUCAUCGCCAUUGGCGUUCACAUCUACACUGGAUGACCACCAUCAUUUGCUAGCAACUGUCUCUCAGUUCAUUUUCUUAUGUAUGUAUGAUUCAGAAACAAUUACUUGCUAUAAAUUUAUAAAAGGGCUAUUACUUCUUCAA